Molecule: messenger RNA, 999 nt
Organism: Penicillium manginii
Lineage: Eukaryota; Fungi; Ascomycota; Eurotiomycetes; Eurotiales; Aspergillaceae
Product: sugar phosphate isomerase/epimerase family protein
Exons: 1
Coding region: 1-999 (332 amino acids)
Source: RefSeq, a predicted model, not a curated record
AUGCUCCCCCACAAAUUGGCUAUCAGCACCAUUUCGCUGGGUCAGCAUCCUUCCCACGCUCUCGAUCGCAAGAUAAAAGCUGCGGCUCUAGCUGGAUAUUCUGGAAUCGAGUUGGUCUUCUCAGACCUCGAAGCGUAUUCUAGAACCAACGGACUCUCAAUCUUCGAUGCGGCCUACAAGAUCAAACAACUAUGCGAGAGCCUCAAGAUCGAAAUCAUUUCGCUAGCGCCCUUCGAAAACUACGAAGGAGACAGAUCCCCGCUGGGCCAACGAUUGCAGACAGCCACCCUCUGGAUCGGAAUAGCCAGAAUCAUAGAAGCGAGUUAUCUUCAGGUCCCUUCUCAAUUCAAACCCGAUGCUAUUGGGGACGAAUCUGUUAUUGUAUCGGACUUACAACAGCUGGCUGAUCUUGGAACUGCCGAGAGCCCUAUUGUUUCCAUCGCAUACGAAGCACUAUCAUGGGGAACUUAUUUUUCAACUUGGGAAUCAACAGUGACUCUGGCCGAAAAGGUUAACCGAUCCAAUUUUGGACUUUGCUUGGAUACCUUUCAUAUUGUUACGAAGUUGUGGGCCGAUCCAUUUGUAUCGUCGGGCAAGUUCCCCGAAGCAGAGAAGGCCCUGCAAGAUACGCUAGACCGCUUCGUUAAGAGCUGUCCCAUGGAAAAAGUCUUUUAUGUCCAGCUAUCUGACGGGGAGAAAUUCGAUCCACCAUUCUCUGAGGCACACUCAUGGUAUACAGAAGGCGAGGCACACCAAUUUACAUGGUCAAAAUAUGCACGACCGUUCCCUGGUGAAACUGAUUUGGGAGGAUACAUGCCCGUUAAUGAGAUUGUACGUGCCUGGAUUGUCGAAAAGGGAUAUAAGGGUUGGGUUUCCAUGGAAGUAUUUGACCGCCGUAUGCGCGAUGAGAACAGCAGACCGGAAGUUGCUGCAGCCCGCGGGGUAGAAUCAUGGGAAGGAAUACAGAAGGUUCUUAAAGGCUCUGGCGCAAUGUUGUGA